UUUGACCCUACCCGGCCUCCGGCUUUCCCAGUCCCCACCCACAAGCCAGCGGAAUCUUACCGAUUCGGCAAUCGAGCAACAAAUCGAUCUCCGUGCAAUUCCACUUCCCGAACCAUAUCCCUCCACCGACCCAAACCCUAGAGCGCACCCACGUCCCUUUCCCUUCCCCCGGCGUUCGGGCCGGUGUCGGUGAUGCGGGCGCUGCUUGCAGACGGCGGGAUGGCGCUGGCGGUGACGCCGGAGGCCAACUUGUCGUCGGGCGGCGCUGCGGUGUCUCUGGGGCCGUUAUGGUGGGCAUCGGAGUGCCACGGGGUGCUGUACAGCCUGGCGGUGAUGCUGCCGUCGCUGGCCUUCGUGGGGUUCCUGGCGUGGCAGGCGCGGCGGAGCUUCCGUAGGCUCAGCUACGGCCGCUCUCACGUCGUCGUAGUCGCGUACUACGCGCUCCUCUGGGCCGUCGCCGUACUCAAUCUCCUCUGGUGCUUCCUGCAGGCAUGGCAAUGUAUGCCUGACAGGGCGUUCUCUUGGAAUGUACUGUCACUGUUUACAAAAUCAGGAAUGUUAUUCUUGGAAAUCAGUCUCAUAGCCUUUCUACUUCAAGGAAAUGAUGCCAGUGGUUUUGAAUCUUUGGCACGAACCUUUGUUAUCUCUGGAGCUGUAGUUGCUGCUGAUGUAUUACUCAAGACUAUAUAUGUUUUUGGCUUUGGUGUUCCUUUGUUCAUUGAUGUUGAUCAAGGAACUGGUGGAAAAUGGGGCCUAUGGAUUCUCCACAAACUUGUGCUUACUGGAGUCUAUGGCCUGAUUGUUUUCAUGCAUCAUUCAAGAUGGAGAGACAGGCUGCCUGCAAAACCAGCAUACUACAACUAUGUAUGUGCGAUGUUGCUAUUGAAUGGCCUAUCACUGUUUGGAUGUUUCCUCAUUGCAAGUGGAGCUGGAUUUGGUUUAUGGUUAUAUAAUCUCACAACCGUAUGCUAUCAUUCUCUUUACCUUCCCCUCCUAUAUGUGACUUUCUUAGCAGACUUCUUCCAGGAGGAAGACAUGCUCCUAGAGAACGUCUACUAUUCUGAAAUGAAGGAUGCUGGGUUCUUUGAUGCGGACUGGGAUUGAUCUGUGGCUGCUGCGUUGUAUGACCACUCCCAUGUGAACUACGCUGUAUUUUUGUUAUCUGUGUACUGAACGUAGAACAGAAAAUGUAUGUAGCUAACCGUGGUAAUGAAUGGAAAUAUGUAAAUCUUACUGCUGCAUACUUCAGAUUUCAAGUGAUUUCACUAUUGAGAUUGGUCAUAUUUAUUUAUA
Messenger RNA from Sorghum bicolor (sorghum), 1293 nucleotides. RefSeq names its product transmembrane protein adipocyte-associated 1 homolog. The coding region runs from base 193 to 1104 and encodes 303 amino acids. The transcript has 6 exons. The record is from RefSeq and is a predicted model, not a curated record. Gene Ontology annotation, cellular component: plasma membrane. NCBI's taxonomy places the organism in Eukaryota, Viridiplantae, Streptophyta, Magnoliopsida, Poales, Poaceae. Gene Ontology annotation, molecular function: G protein-coupled receptor activity. Gene Ontology annotation, biological process: G protein-coupled receptor signaling pathway.